AUGCGACGAUGGCUGCAGGUCUUUGCACGGCGAGGAGCUGCGAUAAGCACCCCCUGGGUCUCAGCAUGCUCCCGUCUUAACAAUUGCCGCGAAUUGAGGCCGUUUGCCUCGUCUUCUUUGCGACUCGCAGCCCCUAGUACACCCAUCACCGAUCUCGAACAACGACUGGCAGCCAUCCCGAUUGACCGUUAUCGCAAUUUUUGCAUCGUGGCACAUGUUGACCAUGGCAAAAGUACCCUUAGUGACCGCCUCCUCGAACUCACCGGCACCAUCCAGGCAGGCUCAAACAAGCAAGUCCUAGACAAGUUGGAUGUCGAAAGAGAACGUGGAAUCACUGUCAAAGCACAAACAUGUUCUAUGAUCUACAAGUACAAGGGACAAGAUUACCUACUUCAUCUUGUCGAUACUCCUGGCCAUGUGGACUUCAGAGCUGAAGUUGCUCGGAGUUAUGCAAGCUGUGGGGGGGCCUUAUUACUGGUUGAUGCAAGUCAAGGAAUACAAGCGCAGACUGUCGCCAACUUCUACCAAGCCUUUGCUCAAGGUUUGACACUCAUACCUGUCAUCAAUAAAGUUGAUCUGCCCCAUGCCGAUCCUCCUCGUGCCCUACAACAGAUGAAAGACAGUUUUGAGCUGGACCCGAACAGUGCUGUCCUGGUCUCGGCAAAGACGGGUCUGAACGUUGAGAGCAUCCUACCUAUAGUGAUAGAAGAGAUUCCUGCACCAACUGGAGAUGACCAGGCCCCACUGAAACUUUUCCUGGUUGACUCGUGGUAUUCAACCUACAAAGGUGUUAUUCUACUUGUACGCGUGUUCGAGGGAUCAGUUCGCGCAGGCGACCAGAUUGUUUCCUUUGCCACCGGCAACAAGUAUAUUGUUGGAGAGGUUGGAAUCAUGUACCCUGACCAGGUGCCACAGAAAGUCCUUCGGGCGGGGCAAGUUGGUUAUGUCUAUUUUAAUCCAAGUAUGAGAAAAAGCAAAGAGGCAAAAAUUGGUGACACCUAUACCAAGGUCGGCUUCGAAAAGAAAGUCCAAGCCUUACCUGGUUUCGAAGAGCCAAAGCCUAUGGUCUUUGUUGCGGCAUUCCCUGUCGACCAAGGAGAUUUUGAACAUCUCGAGGACAGUAUCAAUCAGCUGACAUUGAAUGACCGAAGUGUUACCGUGCAAAAGGAAUCAUCAAACGCCCUUGGCGCAGGUUUUCGUCUUGGGUUUUUGGGCACCCUGCACUGCUCAGUGUUCGAGGAUCGUCUGCGACAAGAGCAUGGAGCUAGCAUCAUUAUCACACCUCCUACUGUCCCUUUUCGAAUCAGAUAUAAAGAUGGCAAAGAAGUGGUGGUCACUAACCCUGCCGAGUUCCCGGAGAAUGAUACUGUUCGUCGGAACGUGGCCGAUUUGCUCGAACCCUAUGUGCUGUGCACCUUGACUCUGCCCGAAGAGUAUCUUGGCCCCGUUAUCGAGCUUUGCGAGGCGAAUCGCGGUGAACAAAAAUCCCUUGAGUAUUUCACCUCGACGCAGGUCAUUCUCAAAUACGAAAUGCCGCUGGCCCAACUAGUGGACGACUUCUUCGGCAAGCUAAAAUCGGGGACCAAAGGUUAUGCCACACUGGACUACGAGGAAGCUGACUGGCGCAGCAGCAAUAUUGUCAAACUCCAGUUGCUGGUCAAUAAGGAACCUGUUGACGCUGUUUCACGAGUUAUGCACCAAUCCCAAGUUCGUCAAGUGGGUAAGCGGUGGGUUGAAAAGUUCAAAGAGCAUGUCGACCGCCAAAUGUUUGAGAUUGUCAUUCAAGCUGCUGUUGGAAGGGAGAUUGUUGCACGCGAAACCCUCAAGGCAUUCCGAAAAGACGUCCUGGCUAAAUUGCAUGCUAGCGAUAUUACUAGACGGAAGAAAUUGCUAGAGAAACAGAAAGAAGGGCGCAAGAAAUUGAAAGCAGUGGGAAAUGUGGUUAUUGACCACACUGCAUUCCAAGCCUUUCUGGCAAAAUGA
This is a messenger RNA of Exophiala aquamarina CBS 119918, 1983 nucleotides long. Its product is annotated as translation factor GUF1, mitochondrial. Gene Ontology annotation, cellular component: mitochondrion. NCBI's taxonomy places the organism in Eukaryota, Fungi, Ascomycota, Eurotiomycetes, Chaetothyriales, Herpotrichiellaceae. Gene Ontology annotation, biological process: positive regulation of translation. The coding region runs from base 1 to 1983 and encodes 660 amino acids. Gene Ontology annotation, molecular function: GTP binding; GTPase activity; mitochondrial ribosome binding. The record is from RefSeq and is a predicted model, not a curated record. The transcript has 2 exons.